GUUUCUUGAGUAGAGAACCUAAGUAGGCUGAAAUUUGCUUAAAUAAAAGAGCGCUUUCAUGCACUCGCUCACAUUUGUAAUUCGGCAACAAAUUAGCUCGAAAUGAGUGAGAAACACUUGUACUCUUAUGAUGAGUUUAAAAUCACAGCUGAGAAAUUCAAGAAUGUCGAGUUCGAAGAGGCACUGGAACACACCGGUUUUGGGAAAUACAAUUUGGCCCUAAUCCUGAUCUGCGGUUUGACUCUUUAUGGGGUCAACAGUGAGGCUUAUGCCGUGGGCUAUGUGCUGCCAUCGGCCGAAUGCGACUUGGAAUUGGACACUUACAUGAAAGGGAUUUUAACUUCUACCAAUUUUAUUGGGAUUACCGGCACUUGCUGCAUCUGGGGUUACCUAUCAGACACAAAAGGGAGAAAAUCGGUGCUCACAAUUAGCUUAAUUUUGGCUUUUGUCUGCAGUGUCGCUGCGGCCUUCGUGCCUUCCUUCUGGGGCUUUGCCAUCCUGCGAUUUUGCAAUGGGAUCUUUAUUGCCGGCCCUUCUGCCAUUGUCUACGCCUAUUUCGGCGAGUUCCAGAACCGCAUCUACCGCUCCACCGCCAUGGCCUGGAUGAGCCUCUUCAUAGCCCUAGCCCUGAUCACCCUCCCCGGCCUGGGCUGGUCCCUCCUCCCCCAGCACCUCCACCUCUCCAUCUUCGGCCUCACCCUCAACUCCUGGCGCCUGUUCAUGCUCCUCAUCAGCAUCCCCAACCUUCUGGCCGCCAUCGCCUUCAUCAAACUCCCCGAAAGUCCCAAAUUCCUCUACCACAACGGCCAACUCGAGGAAGCCAUCCAGGUCCUCCGCCAGAUCUAUACAAUCAACACGGGGAAGCCUGGGGACACGUUCCCGGUGGAGAGCCUCGACGAUAAAGUCCUGCUCCAGGUGGACCCCAACAAGAACAAAAACAUUCUGAUGGAUUUUUGGGGGCAAAUCGCCCCGCUUUUCGUGCCCCCACAUUUAAAAUACUCGCUGGCUUCGGGGGUGAUGCAAGGGGGCGUGUUCGCCGUCUCCAGCGGGGUGCUCCUGUGGUACCCCGACAUCAUCAACCAGCUCUCGCAUUCGGCCAAUAGCAACGUCAGUGUGACGGUUUGCCAGGCGUUGUCCUCAGUUGAGGAAAGUGCAGAGGAAGCAAUUAGGUGUGUGGAGGACAACAUCAAUGACCAAGUCUUCAUCCAGAAUAUUAUCAUCGGGGUUGCGUAUUUGGUCUUUUAUGUUGUGUGGGGCUUUGUGGUCAAUUUUCUCGGGAACAGAAACUUUUUCGGACUUUGUAUGAUUGUGUCGGCCGUUUCGCUGGUUUUGCUCAAUUUUUUGACGCAUAAGGUCCUGAUUGAUGUGCUUUUUGUCGUGCUUUUGACACUGCCAGGCAUUUGCGUGGCUGUUAUUAAUUUACUGAUGGUGGAUAUUAUCCCGACUCAUCUCUGCGGCAUGGCAGUUUGUUUGGUCAUGACAGCUGGGAGGAUUGGAAGUAUUGUGUCCAGUUCGGUGGUUGGUGUCAUGUUACAGUGGAAUUGUACGGUCACUUUUAAUCUAUACGCUGUCAAUCUCAUAGUUUGUUUGCUACUUAUUUUCGUGUUCCCGAAGCACUCGACGUAGCAAAACGCGGGCAAGAUUAUUUAUUGUGAUAAACUUUAGAUUAAUGAAAAUAUAUUUAUAUUUUUUAAAAUAAACAA
Molecule: messenger RNA, 1703 nt
Organism: Tribolium castaneum (red flour beetle)
Lineage: Eukaryota; Metazoa; Arthropoda; Insecta; Coleoptera; Tenebrionidae
Product: synaptic vesicle glycoprotein 2A-like
Exons: 6
Coding region: 103-1626 (507 amino acids)
Biological process (GO): transmembrane transport
Cellular component (GO): membrane
Molecular function (GO): transmembrane transporter activity
Source: RefSeq, a predicted model, not a curated record